This is a messenger RNA of Xiphophorus maculatus (southern platyfish), 7129 nucleotides long. RefSeq names its product probable cation-transporting ATPase 13A3. The record is from RefSeq and is a predicted model, not a curated record. Gene Ontology annotation, biological process: intracellular calcium ion homeostasis; polyamine transmembrane transport. Lineage: Eukaryota; Metazoa; Chordata; Actinopteri; Cyprinodontiformes; Poeciliidae. Gene Ontology annotation, cellular component: late endosome membrane. The transcript is spliced from 32 exons. The coding region runs from base 358 to 4047 and encodes 1229 amino acids. Gene Ontology annotation, molecular function: P-type ion transporter activity; polyamine transmembrane transporter activity; ATP binding.
UGUCCUCUGAAUACCUGCUGCGUGGACACAUGUGCCGCUGCCGUGCAACGAUUUGUUUAAACUUCCAGAAACUCAACUUUAAAAACCCCCACAAACAAACAAACAAAAACAAACAAACAAACAAACACACACACUGUGUCCCCCGUGAUGACUUCACAUCCUGUUUUCCCCACUUCCUUCUGAAUGAUCGGCGUGGACUGGGACCGUCCUGUCUCCACGCACCGUGUGCCGCGAUCGCACGCUGUCAGAUCUGGGGGGACCGUGGAGUUUUUCCAAAGCGACGAUCCGGACUCACAAGCAUGCAGCGGCUGAUUUGUUGACACAGAAGAAAGGAGGCGUCGAUGUUAGGUUGACAAAAUGAAGACAAGAGAAGAUGUAACAAUAAUCAACCAGGGUCUGGACGGUGAGAUGGAAGUCAGCGGCUACCGCCCCUGUCUGUGGAAGCUGGUCCUGGUUGGGGUGGGUGCAGUUUGCUCUGGGGGUCUCCUCCUCCUGCUGCUCUACUGGCUGCCUGAGUGGGGCGUCAAGGGGACUUGCACACACACGUCUCUGAGCGAUGCACACACCCUGCUGCUCAGAACCAAGGAUGAGUUCAGGCAGUGGUUUCGAGUCAGAGUCCACAGAAUGCUGGCUCCAGGCAGGAAGCCCUUUGACGAUUUGGAUGUAAAACCCAGAAGUCAGCUCGCAAACGGAAACUUCGGUCACCAGGUCUGCUCUGUUCAAGAUGAACAGCUUCCCCAGGAGCAGCAGGUUCAGAUACAAUACUUCACACACCACAGCUUUAGAUACUACUGGAAUGAUGCCAUCCAGAACUUUGCAUUCUAUCAAGGCCUGGAGGAUGUGAAGGUGAGCUGUGCCCACAUCCACGCCGAACACAGCCGUGGGCUGACCAAAGCACUGCAGGACUACAGGAGGUUGUUUUUCGGGGAGAAUGAGAUCGCUGUGAGAGUCCCCUCUCUGUUCAAGCUUCUCAUCAAGGAGGUGCUGAAUCCUUUCUACAUCUUCCAGCUCUUCAGUGUUGUUCUGUGGACCGCCGAAGACUACUACUAUUACGCCACAGCCAUCGUUUUCAUGUCGGUCAUAUCCAUAGCUACCUCACUGUACACCAUUAGGAAGCAAUACGUGAUGCUGCACGACAUGGUGGCGUCUCACAGCGUGGUGCGAGUGUCGGUUUGCAGAGGAGACAAAGACACAGAACAGGCCAUGUCGACGGAGCUCGUGCCCGGUGAUGUCAUCGCCAUCCCGGCCAAUGGGAUGGUGAUGCCGUGUGACGCCGUGCUUUUCCAAGGGACCUGCGUUGUGAACGAGAGCAUGCUGACAGGCGAAAGCGUUCCAGUGACCAAAACCAGUCUGCCCAGUUCGGGCGAUGAGGCGGCGAGGAGAUACAGCAUGGAGGAACACAAGAGACACACGCUGUUCUGUGGAACCAACGUCAUCCAGACCCGAUUCUAUGCUGGCGAGCUGGUGAAGGCCGUGGUGAUCCGAACAGGCUUCAGUACAGAGAAGGGCCAGCUGGUGCGCUCCAUUCUCCACCCUAAGCCCACAGACUUCAGGCUGUACCGGGACGCCUACCUCUUCCUGCUGUGUCUGGUCGGCGUGGCGGGCAUCGGCUUCGUCUACACCAUCAUCCUCAGCAUCAUGAACAAGGUUCCAGCUAAAACCAUCAUCAUCGAGUCUCUGGACAUUAUCACCAUCACCAUUCCACCGGCCUUACCGGCGGCCAUGACAGCCGGCAUCGUGUACGCACAGCGGCGUCUGAAGCGCGUCGGCAUCUUUUGCAUCAGUCCUCAGAGGAUCAACAUGUGCGGCCAGCUUAACCUGGUCUGCUUUGACAAGACUGGCACCCUCACUGAGGAUGGAUUGGACCUGUGGGGCAUCCAUAGAGCAGAACAUGGCAGCUUUGUAGCUCCGGAGCCGGGCCCAGCCGAGGAGCGCCUGGUGAAGAGCGCCUUCGUGGCCUGCAUGGCAACGUGUCACUCUCUCACCAAAAUAGAGGGAGAGCUCUCCGGAGACCCUUUAGAUCUGAAGAUGUUUGCCUCCACAGGCUGGGUCUUAGAGGAGCCAACAGAAGAAGAAACUGCUCUUCACAAUCCGCUGAUGCCAACAGUGGUCCGACCUCCAAAGCGAGCCAUCACUGGAGACGGUCAGAGGCAGUCACAAGUCCAGAACAUGUCCUGUGAGUUGGGCAUAGUGCGACAGUUCCCCUUCUCCUCGGUGCUGCAGAGGAUGAGCGUGGUGGUCAGGAGGCUUGGGGACAAACACAUGGAAGCCUUCCUGAAGGGGGCACCGGAGGUCGUGGCUGGCCUAUGCAAACCACACUCAGUCCCACAGAGUUUCACUGAGACUCUGGAGAGCUACACCAGGCAGGGCUUCAGGGUGAUUGCACUGGCACACCGACAGCUGGAGUCCAAACUGUCCUGGCACAAAGUCCAGACGCUCAGCAGAGAUUUGAUAGAGACCAACAUGGAGUUCCUCGGGUUGAUCGUCAUGCAGAACAAAAUCAAACAGGAGACAGCUGGCGUUCUGACUGAGCUCCGGAGGGCUAACAUCCGCACUCUGAUGGUCACAGGGGACAACAUGCUGACAGCUGUCUCUGUGGCUCGAGACUGCGGCAUGGUCCGUCCACACGAGAACGUCAUUGUCGCUGACGCUGCUCCCCCCAGAGACUCACUCCCCCCCAGCAUCACGUGGCGUUAUGUGGACAAACCCGCUCAGACCGCCAGCGAUGAUCAGACUGCACAGAUCCUCGUGGAGGAGGAGAUGUAUCACUUCGCUCUGAACGGUAGAGCCUUUGCUGUUAUCACAGAACACUUUCCUCAGCUAAUACAGAAGCUCGCGCUAAGAGCCACCGUGUUCGCACGCAUGGCGCCAGACCAGAAGACCCAGCUGGUGGAGGUCCUACAGGGCAUUGACUACAUUGUUGGAAUGUGUGGCGACGGCGCCAAUGACUGUGGGGCCCUGAAGAGAGCACACAGUGGGAUUUCUCUGUCUGAGCUGGAGGCGUCGGUCGCCUCUCCCUUCACUUCCUCCACCUCCAACAUCUCCUGUGUCCCCAACCUCAUCAGGGAGGGACGAGCCGCCCUCAUCACGUCGUUCUGCGUCUUUAAGUUCAUGGCUCUCUACAGCAUCAUCCAGUACAUCAGUGUCAUUUUGCUUUACUGGAUCCUCAGCAACUUGGGAGACUUCCAGUUUCUCUUCAUUGACCUCGUCAUCAUUCUCAUCAUUGCCUUCACAAUGAGUCUGAACCCAGCGUGGAAGGAUCUGGCGAGGCAGCGUCCUCCGUCCAGUCUUAUCUCGGGCUCGCUGCUCUGCUCGGUUCUGACCCAGAUCCUCACCUGCCUGGCCUUCCAGGUCUUGGCUUUCUACUUGGUGCAGCAGCAGAGCUGGUACGAGACGUGGACGCCUCAGUCAGACGCCUGUAACGUCUCCCGACCCAGCAGCUUCUCCGACCGCCGGAACGGAACGACCUCUCACGACCACAAAAACAUCCGCAAUUACGAGAACACGUCCCUCUUCUACGUGUCGUCCUUCCAGUAUUUAGCCGUGGCUAUAGUUUUCUCCAAGGGGAAGCCCUUCAGGCAGCCGAGUUACAAGAACUGGCCGUUCAUGCUGUCCUGUGUCGGUCUCUACUCUUUUCUCCUCUUCAUCAUGCUGUCCCCCAUCUCUGCUAUCGAUAACUUUCUAGAGAUCGUGUGUGUUCCACAUGACUGGCGCGUUACUCUGGUCAUCGUUGUUGCAGCGAAUGCCGUUGUGUCUUUCAUGUUGGAGAUUUUGAUCGUUGACAUCAUCUUGUGGAGGCUUGUUUCCAGAGGAAGUCAGGGGGCAAAUGGCCCCAGAGAGUCCUCCUCUGGCGACACACCACAGGUUGCUAAUGACAGCUGGGGCGCGUUGUUCCUGUCCUGCUUGUUCUGUCGGAGGAACAAGCGGCCGAAGGUUCUGUACAGGCACCUGGCCCUGGAGCUGCAGGACGACGCCAACUGGCCCCCCCAACCCUCUACUGUCACAUAUGCUGCUGAAGCACAGCCCCACAUCUCUGCAACUCUCUGAUCCCUGCAGGAGGUGGAGCCUGACAUGUCCUACUGAUACAGACUAACACACACACACACACAAGCCCACACACACGGUCUCCUACUUGAUGUCCUUCAUUCUUACCCGCCAUAUCAAAGUGAACUAAACUCUGAAUCCUGGGUUGAGCCAGAGGGCUUUCCAUUUUUGGAGCCUUGUAUGCUAAUGCUAAUGCUCUGGAGCAACUGUCAUGAAUCAUACUUGAAUGUUCUAAUGAGUGCAGAAAUGACGAGCAUACCGUAAAAAAUGGUUUGCCCUCAUACAGAUUUCAUCUCUUUUGUUGUCACAGUUACAUGUUUCAGAUCACCAAACAGACAAAGAUAACCUGACUAAAUACAAAUUGUUCAACAGACGUAUGUAAGAGAUAAAUUACUCCUGAGCCUAAGAACUACCUGAUCUGGGUUGCGCAAAACUUUGCCAAUAUUCCCCUAAUUAAAAAAACAAACACAAUUUUGGUAAUGCGGCGUUUCCAUUGAAUAGAAAAUGCAAAUAAAAUCACAUGUGAAUAUGUUUGUUCAGGCGAUAAGUCAUUAAAAAUCAUUCCUCGCCAUCAUCCUCCAACUGCUUCCUGUUGACUUCUUCUUCAUGGUUUGCGUCGAUGGGAACAUCUGGUUGAUGAUUAUGUGACUUCUGUGAGCAAAAAACAAAACAAAAAAAAACAUAAGUGUUUCCACUGCAGUUUUGCAAAAUAAAACAAUUUCAGUACGGCCAAAAAAUCCCUCCACCUCACCUUAUCCCAAACCUUUCAUCCAAAAAUGAGAUUUUUUCCUACAGUGCCGUGUUUCCAUUAAGCUAAACUACUUUCAUAAUGUCAAACUGCGUAUCUAUACAGUCAAUGGAAACACAGCUUGUUUUACCUAGAGAGACAACAGCCUUCAAGAACUGCUGAUUAUUUUUUUUACAUGACUGUAAAAGAGUUGUGGUUCACUUUUUACGGCAGAAUUCUUGAAUUCAGUCAAACUGGAGAGUUUUUGAGCAUGUACGCCCAAAGGUCGUACAUGAUGUACACUUAAAGUAAUUUUCAAUUCAGUCCAGUUUAUUUAUAAUUUACAACAUAAAAUUAUUUCAGCGAAAAUCGCCUGCAUUGUGUCAUUAACUUUACCGCAAUCCCUCAGACCGAUCAUGCAUGUAGCGAUAGUGGGCAGGAAAAACUCCCCUUUAACAGGAAGAAACUUCCAGCAGAACCAGAACCUGGCUCAGUACAAGCAGCUGUCUGCCUGUGGGUUUGAGAAGACAGAGCAGAGACACAAAACAGAAACAGGAGUAACUUCAUUGUUAAUAAAAAAAGUAAAAAUUAACAGCAGGAGAGGGAGAAGGAUUAGUUGAUGGCAGCAUUAUCUCAGCCGGUGCCGUCUUCCAAGACGGAGUCACAGCCAAACAGAACGCCAGACCAGGCGUGGCCUCUGUGGAGAGAAGAAAACGGAGAGAAAACAGACAUUUCAACGUUAAGAUUAAAUAUCAAUGAAGUUUGUUUCUCACCACUUUCUGGACUUGUUUAGAUCGGGACGUGAUGUGUUGCUUUUCCAGAUCUCUGUGUGCCUCUUGCUGUCAGACAGGUCCUGCUGUUGGCAUGUCUGCAAACAGGUCUGGAACUAACCAGGCCUGGUUGUGGUUAGUAAAACUGAACCCCCCCCCCCCCCCAAAAAAAAACAACCUGGUUAAUCACAGUUAAUUCAUAACAAGAUGGACGUUUACUCUUUCACAUAGUAGCAGGUCAGUUGGAACAGCUUUCUGAAUGAAAUCAUCCCUUUCUGUAUUUAAUCAGGUUAUCUGUCUGAUGUCAAAAUUGGCUUGUUGGUUUGGUGAUCUGAAAUACAUCAAACUAAAGUGAGGGUCAGAUACUUUUUUUUUUUUACAGUUGUGAGGUUUAUAUUUCAUGUCCUCUCCUCUGCAGGUCAUUUGCAACUUGAGUUAUUAAAAGGUUCAGAAGUGGUACAGAAUAUAAUUGCACAUAUUAAACACUGACUACUGUAAUAAUAGUUUUUUAUGAAUUCAUCUUACUAGGCUAACAGUGCUGAGACAAAAUACACACACUUCAGACGACUGAGUUUAUCAUGGAGUUUAUUUUACUAUCAUCAAGCCGUCAUUAUUCAAAUAAACUUGAAGUUUAACAUGAAGAUGACGUGAUGCAUUUAAGGAUAAAUGGAAGAUUUAGUCAUAAACGAAAGACAGUACACCCUCUUUCAUUUCUAGGCUCAUCUCUCUACAAGGUUGUAAAAUGAAUUCAAUCUAACCUUCUGUCAAAAAUUAACAACAGAUGCAACUCUGUGAUUAUUUCUCUGGAGAACUAAGUACACCCCAUGUAGCUUUAAGAGCAACCUGCAGCAGCAUUAGGUCUCUGGAGCCGUUUUGGUUCAUCAGACUGUUGUGGAGAUUCUUUUGCUCACUUUUCUUUCCAGUUUGUAAAGAAAACUACUCCUGUUUCAUUUCUUUGAGGUUGUCUGCCAUAUGGCGUACUAGAGCCCAAGGGAAGAGUAAAUUUCCACCAAAAACAUCUCAGAAAUUUUGAGAUUAAGCUCAGAAAUUUUCUAGAAAAAAACUUGGGAAGUUCUUGAGUUUGAAAACUCAAAAAUUCUCUAGAAAAAAAAAGAAAUUUUGACAUUAAUCUCAGAGGUUUUCUAGAGACUGUUGAUCAGUAUUCCACUUACUGCUAAUCAAUAGUAAAAAUAAACAUGUGGCUUUUAAUGUGUAAAUGAACUCAGUGUUUUGAUUCUGGGAGUUCUUUCCAUAUUAAUACAGCAUAAAAACUGAAUGCUGUUUCUGAUUGAUAAUACCAUACAAAUGAAAGAGGGUGUCAUUUUACUGGUGAUUGUAAUCUAAGUUUAUUAAAAAUAUGCAGGGCUGUUGUACUUUUGAGAUAGAAAGCGUUAAAUUAGCUUUUUUUUUUCUUAUAGAGACAGAAUUCUUCCUGUGGAAGAGAAAAGAAACAACCACCCGUCUUCCUGUAGAUCCUUUUGUCCUCCUUUUCUGAUUGAUAUGACUCUCUUUUUUAUGAUUAUGGUACAUUCCACUUUAAUAAUUGCAUAUUAAAAUGUCAUGGAACUGAAAACUUGAUUUUAUCAGA